Messenger RNA from Branchiostoma belcheri (Belcher's lancelet), 2193 nucleotides. RefSeq names its product ankyrin-2-like. Bases 136 to 2193 code for a protein of 685 amino acids. Gene Ontology annotation, molecular function: caspase binding; death receptor binding. Gene Ontology annotation, biological process: positive regulation of extrinsic apoptotic signaling pathway; TRAIL-activated apoptotic signaling pathway. The record is from RefSeq and is a predicted model, not a curated record. Gene Ontology annotation, cellular component: cytoplasm; CD95 death-inducing signaling complex. The transcript is spliced from 10 exons. Lineage: Eukaryota; Metazoa; Chordata; Leptocardii; Amphioxiformes; Branchiostomatidae.
AGACAAAAUGGCGGACAGGUAGGCGGAAGUUUUACCUGACAGGUCCACACCCGACCAAAGACCGUUAAAAUUUGCUGUACUUCUGCCGAGACUCAAGACGCGAAACUUUCGUGAGAAGAGUACAAGUCAAGAAAUAUGUCCUGGGCCAAGCUGAAACUUGAGGAGGAACUCUUCAUUGCAGCUGAUGGUGGAGAUGAAGAGAAGGUGACGGAGCUGCUCCGACAGGGAGUGGAUGUCAACUGUACCGACUUGGGUCUUUAUACGCCACUUCACUGUGCAGCAUCAGGAGGACAUGUUGGUGUUGCUAAACUCCUCCUGAAGGCUGGAGCACAGGUGGACAGUAGGGAUCGGUUCGGCGAGACUCCUAAGGACAUAGCGGCAAGUACAGAUGUUUCACCCUGGCAGAAUAAAGAUCGCAUCCUGGAGAGAAGGAAGAAGAUUCUCGAGCUUUUUGCAGCAGUAAAGGCCGGCCGCCCUUUCACCUACAAGCUCAAAGUGGGUCCAGAAGGAGGUGACCUGAAAACCCCAUUUUGUACCAUCUCUAUACCACGUGGGGCCGUUACCAUGGAAACAGAAAUCAUCUGUCAGGUCAUCAACCCCAAUGACGUCACUCUUCCCCUGAAGGACGGAGAGAUGUUAGUGAGUGACAUCAUAGAGCUGGGUCCGCACGGGACAACCUUCCGCAAACCUGUCACUGUGCAGAUGCAGUACAACAGCAAGGCGUUAGAUGGCGCUACGGAAGCUGUCGUUUGGGUCACUAAAGACAGGUCACAAUGGAAAGAACUUGAAACCAGUAGAAAAGGUGAAGACAGUGUCGCAGUAUCAGUGGACCACUUCUCCAUCUUUGCCGUCAUCAGUCAACCCAAACAGGACAAGUUUACUGUGCCUACAGAAGGGUUUAAGCUGACGUCAUCAACGCAGCCUGCGGUACAAAUCAGCUUUCCGGAACAGGCUGUGACCACACCAACACAAGUCACAGUUCAGGUGCAAGAGGUUCCACAGAGAGCAGUUAAGGACAUCAAGGCAAAGGAUGAGUCUUUCGGCAACCUUGUUGGCACCAGCCCGAUUGUCAAUGUCACUACUGAGUCAAAAUCUGACGUCCGCAUCCACAAACCGGUCACAGUGCGAGUCCCAAAUCCUAAACGUCGCAUGGACAUCCAAGAUGAGAGGCCCACCAAACUGAGGGUGAUGUCAUGUGAGGAGGGGACAGAAGACUGGAGGGAUGAAACAGAGAACACUAACCCGCAAGAGUCUGCAGAAUUUGUGGAGUUUAAAGUCAUCCAUUUCGCCAGAUGGAUUGUACUGGUUGUCACAGACAUCACCGGUGACACAGAGCUAGGACCAGUUCCCCUAAAACUUUGCCGAUGGCUUCAACUCCGUGUUGUACAGUUCAUCAUGCUACAGAGCGGGGACGACGCAAACCAGUUUGUCGUAGAGUGCGCCAAAGCGGAGGAGGCAAAAAGGAAACGCCAAGCACUGCUUCAGGAAGGUUACAAGGGCUUGGUACCUACGGACUCGGUAAACCUUUUUGAAGGACAAGUAGUUGAAGUAAGUUUGCUGGGAAACGUGUCGAUCCCAGCAUUUGGCGUAGGAAACAGCACGAAACAGCAAAUCACCUUCCACAGCCAGAAAAGCAACCGGCUCCACAUGCAGGUCAUGGCUUUAGAGGCGAAGGGCCAACACGGUCUAGAUGGUAAAGGAAGUGCUGCCUUCUUUGCCAUGCCACGCGUCAAAGUGCAGAAAGAGGAAGUUGAGAAACAAGAAGGAGGCCUGGAAGCUCUUGUGCAGAAGGGACGCGUAGAAGUCAAGGAUUCCCCGGGCAAACAAUCUGCAAAGCCAGAAUUGCUGUGCCAGCUCCCAAUCCAUGUGCCAUUUCAAACCCGAGAGAUACCAAGGGGAGCCGAAGGUGGCAAAAGUUUGGAAGACGUCGAGAAGUAUUUCUAUUUCACCAAGGAAGAAGUAAGCACCGACUGGGUGGAUUUGGCCUUCCAUCUUGGGCUCAACUGGGCUAUCAUCCAAAACAUCGCCGGCAGAAACCGCGACGACAAGUCCCGCUGCAUGGACAUGCUGCAGGAAUGGAAGAAGAAGAAGGGAGACGCCGCUACCAUAGAGGUCCUGAUGGAGGCUCUGUCCGAGGCAGGUCUGCAGAGCGUCGUGGAUGGUUUGAAGAAACAAGUUGCAAACUAUGGGUAA